Messenger RNA from Colletotrichum abscissum, 270 nucleotides. RefSeq lists its product as uncharacterized. The transcript has 2 exons. The coding region runs from base 1 to 270 and encodes 89 amino acids. NCBI's taxonomy places the organism in Eukaryota, Fungi, Ascomycota, Sordariomycetes, Glomerellales, Glomerellaceae. The record is from RefSeq and is a predicted model, not a curated record.
AUGUCCUCCUGCGUCUCCCACGUUCUCGUUGCGUGGGUUCUGCUCGCCGUCGCAGCGGCCGACGAGCCCAUACCUGACACUGGAUCGGUCGGAGCAGGCGCUAUCGCAGGCAUUGUCCUCGGCGGUGUCUGUGUCGUGGGACUGCUUGCCGCAGCUGUUGCGUGGAAGGCUGGAAGGAAUCGUCUUUUUCUACUUGACGGAAGAUUGCAAGUCAGCUCGUCGAUUACUCGAGAUAUGAAGCCCGGAUCGGUCAGUACAUGCGUUUGCUAG